AUGCUUCCAACCACGGAGUUGGUGCCGUCAUCUCACCUGCGUCGCCAAUUUGUUAUGACCCGCCUGGUACGUGAUGAAAUCAUCGGAAUCUCGUUUACACAGUUUCAAGCACUGAAAUCGAGUGUUGAAGAGGGACGAUUGCUCACCAGAAAACUGCGUACAAAGUUUCAUGCCCUAGUCCCUACCGGUGCGCAGCCCACGCAGACUUCUCCAGUUUCUCGCAACAAGCUCUCCAUCGGAACACCUGUCUUCGUUCGUGAUUAUCGAGCGGGGUUCCCAGACUGGAUUGAAGCAACCGUAGUAUCGCACAGAGGCAGUAUGCUGUUUGACGUCGACGUUGGUAAUGACAUCUGGGUUCGCCACCACAACCAGAUCCGACGGCGACAUUGCAGUAACACAACUGGGCUCGAUUCGGCGCCGUUACUCUCUCUUGACAUUCUACUGGAUACCUUCGCCAUUCCGGCAGAUCGGUCGGUUCCCGAACCCACUGCUGCGCCUCCUUCGGAUGUACCGCUUUCGGUAUCAGUCACUGCCCCCGGGUCUCCAGGCUACAAACCACAACUAAGACGCCGGACCAACCGCGUGCGCCGAUCAACACUGCCGAUGCAGAUCAAUCCACGCCAAAAGCGGUACUGA
Molecule: messenger RNA, 636 nt
Organism: Spirometra erinaceieuropaei
Lineage: Eukaryota; Metazoa; Platyhelminthes; Cestoda; Diphyllobothriidea; Diphyllobothriidae
Source: the annotation of a GenBank genome assembly